AAAUUCCAGCCAAUGGCAGCGCAGCGCAGCAGAUUUGGAUCCGCAGCGGAAAAUCACUUUUGUCCGAAUCCGCGAAACGAAGCUGCGUCAAGAAAAACCUGCGUUUAAACGAGACACACGCGCAGUUUUCCGUCCCCGCAACAAACCGCAGAGGAAGGCGAACACGCAGCGACGGAACUGCGUGGUUCGUCAAAGGACAAGCCGCCGGGGGUUUUCACGCGUGUCUUUGCGGUAACAGAAGAAACGAUGCCGCUGCCGAGGGUGAAGAAAUCCUCAGUGUCCGCCGGGAACAAGCUCCUGAAGCUGAACUCCACCAGCUCCGAGAACCAGGAGGAAGGCCCCCAGGUGAAGAGGUCCUCCUCGCCCCCCCAUGGAGCCCCCAAGAAGAGAACAGCGUUUAUAGACAUCACCAAUGCUCAUAAGGUUCAGAUCAGUCUUCCAGGGAGGAAGAAGGAAACCACGAAGAGCACGGGGAAGAAAACCAACUCCGGCUCCGUGGCCGUGAAGAAACAAUCCCUUCUGAAGAAGUCGUCCUCUGUGAGCUCAGAGGGAGCGACGGCUGAGAAAGAGAAGACAGAGGAGGAGACACCAAAGGAUGCAGCAGCUCCAGUAGACGAGCUGGUGGCUGCUGCGCCCCCUGUUGUCCGUGAAGUGCCAGCACACCUCCAGAAACAACAAAUCCCAGCAGAGUUUGACAUCGACUCCGAGAACUCUGAGGACACGUACAUGUGUCCGGAGUACGCCAAGGAAAUCUUCGACUACCUCAAAUGGAGAGAGGAGAAGUUUGUCCUCCUUAACUACAUGCCCACGCAGCCCAGCCUCAACCCAGAGAUGAGGGCGAUCCUGAUCGACUGGUUGGUCGAAGUACAGGAGAACUUCGAGCUCUAUCACGAGACCCUCUACCUCGCCGUGAAGAUGACGGACCACUACCUGUCUCAGACUCCCGUCCACAGGGAGAUGCUGCAGCUCGUCGGCUCCACCGCGAUGCUCAUCGCCUCCAAGUUUGAGGAGCGCAGUCCGCCGUGUGUCGACGACUUCUUGUACAUCUGCGAUGACGCGUACAAGAAGGAGGAGCUCAUCUCCAUGGAGGCCAGCAUCCUGCAGACGCUGUCCUUUGACAUCAACAUCCCCAUCCCCUACCGCUUCCUCAGACGCUAUGCCAAGUGUGUGAACGCGGGCAUGGACACGCUGACUCUGGCUCGAUACUUCUGCGAGAUGAGUCUCAUGGACAUGGAGCUGAUUCCAGAGAGAGGCUCGCUGCUGGCGUCCGCCUGCCUGCUGGUGGCGCUGGUCACCAAAGACCUGGGAGGAUGGGCUCCUAUCCUGCAGUUCCACUCCGGCUACCAGACGUCAGAUUUGGCGCCGGUCGUCAGAAAACUCCACUCGAUGCUCGUGGCGCCGGUCGAUGAUAAACUGAAAGCCAUCAGGAACAAAUACUCCCACAAGGUGUUUUUUGAAGUUGCGUCCCUGCCAGUGGUGGACAUGGACAUCCUGGAGAAAUCCUUACUUCAGCAACAUAAUUAAAUCUUUCCAUAACCUGUACAUAGUUUGUUAAUAUGUUAAAUAUUUAUACACGUAGUCUGUCUUUUGUAUGACCUGUGAAAUCAAUGUUUGCUCCCCGGUUCUCGAUGAAAAAGAAUUUUAAUGUGGGAAGACGUUUGCCAGUUUAUUGUGUUCGAACCAGGUUGUUUAUAAUAAUGGAAUUUCAACCGUUGCAUUCAAGUUUUUUAGGCAUUUAUUUUAUACUUUCUUUUUUUCUACGAAGAUUAAAAAAGAAAAUCUUAAUUCGUGAGUAAUUAGUGAGGCUGUUCUGUGUUUACACAGGAUUUAAAGAGUUUUAAGAUGACGAUAGGACGGAGAAUCUGGUACACGCUUACUUUUACUGAUUGUACUCUGGUUUUCAUUGUUGGAGUUAGUGUCUAUGUGUGUAUUCGUACAAUGUACAGUGUUUAUCAUGUUAAUAUUACUGUGCUAAUUAUUUGUAUAAAAGAAGACCGGAUGAUGCGGUGCUAUUUUUAAAUGGCCGUCAUGCUUACUCUUAAAAUAAAGACGUUUUUUAUUGUG
Molecule: messenger RNA, 2064 nt
Organism: Paralichthys olivaceus (Japanese flounder)
Lineage: Eukaryota; Metazoa; Chordata; Actinopteri; Pleuronectiformes; Paralichthyidae
Gene: ccnb3
Product: cyclin B3
Biological process (GO): mitotic cell cycle phase transition; regulation of cyclin-dependent protein serine/threonine kinase activity
Cellular component (GO): nucleus; cyclin-dependent protein kinase holoenzyme complex; cytoplasm
Molecular function (GO): cyclin-dependent protein serine/threonine kinase regulator activity
Source: RefSeq, a predicted model, not a curated record